This is a messenger RNA of Lactuca sativa (garden lettuce), 2241 nucleotides long. The record is from RefSeq and is a predicted model, not a curated record. Lineage: Eukaryota; Viridiplantae; Streptophyta; Magnoliopsida; Asterales; Asteraceae.
AUGUAUCCAAAUCAUAUUGUUUUCUUACUUUUCACUCUACUCGUAUAUGUCUUCCCAUCUCCGGCAAUCUCCAAUUACUUGAUCGGAGUUGGAAGCUAUGACAGCACAGGUCCAGCUGCCGGAGUCAACAUGAUGGGGUAUGCAAAUCUUGAUCAAAGCACCGCCGGAAUCCAUUUCCGGCUAAGAGCACGAGCUUUCAUUGUAGCUGAGAGCUCCGAAGGCCCUAGAAUUGCUUUCGUCAAUCUUGACGCUGGAAUGGCGUCUCAACUUGUCACCAUCAAAGUCCUCGAGAGGUUAUCCAAAAGAUUUGGGAACUUGUACACUGAAGAUAAUGUUGCCAUAAGUGGGACUCACACUCAUGCUGGUCCAGGAGGUUACAUGCAGUACGUAAUUUACUCUGUAACUUCACUUGGCUUCAUACCUCAGUCUUUUGACGCCAUUGUUACCGCCAUUGAAAUGAGCAUUGUUCAAGCUCAUCAAAAUCUCAAAUCUGGUUCCAUCUUCAUCAACACAGGGGAUUUGGAUAAUGCGGGAGUGAAUCGGAGUCCAAGUGCGUAUCUGUUUAACCCUCCUGAUGAAAGGUCUCGAUAUCCACGAGAUGUUGAUACCCUAAUGACGCUUUUGAAGUUCGUCGAUGGCACAAGUCAAAAAAGUAUCGGAGCUUUCAACUGGUUUGCAACUCAUGGAACCUCUAUGAGCAAAGACAACACACUCAUUAGUGGUGACAACAAGGGUGCUGCUGCUAGGUUCUUUGAAGAUUGGUUUACUUCAACAGCCACAAACUCCACCACCUUUGAUGCACAAGAUGAUAUCAAUGUCUUGAAGGAGAAAGCAGCAGCCAUAAAAGCCACGGGGGGUCAACCUUGCGGAAAGACAACGAGUCAAGGGUUUAAAGUGAGGAAGAACGCCGAUGGGUCUAAAUUUGUAGGAGCGUUUUGUCAGUCGAAUGUAGGAGACGUGAGUCCGAAUGUGUUGGGAGCUUUUUGCACCGAUACUGGCUUACCUUGCGAUUUCAAUCACUCCUCCUGCCAUGGCGACGACCAGCUUUGCAUUGGCCGGGGUCCUGGGUACCCAGAUGAAAUAAAGAGUACGAAAAUCAUAGCGGAGAGACAAUUUCUUAAAGCAGUUGAGCUAUUCACCUCAGCUAAACAGCAGUUAACCGGAAAAAUCGACUAUCGCCAUGUUUACUUAAACUUCACGAAUAUCAAAGUGUCAUUAGCCGGUGGCCGGAGCGGCAUGACAUGUCCGGCGGCGUUAGGCCCAGGCUUUGCUGCCGGAACUACUGAUGGCCCUGGUGCUUUUGGGUUCCAACAAGGUGAUACAAAGAUUAACGAGUUCUGGAAACUUGUUAGAGAUCAUCUGAAAAAACCAAGCGAUUAUCAAGUCGAUUGUCAAAAGCCGAAGCCAGUUCUUCUUUCCACCGGAGAGAUGUUUUUCCCUUAUGCAUGGGCGCCAGCAAUUGUUCCCAUUCAAAUCCUGAGAAUCGGGAAACUAGUCAUAUUAUCGGUUCCUGGAGAGUUCACAACCAUGUCAGGUCGAAGACUACGUGAAUCGGUGAAGCAGACACUCAUAAGUAACAGCGGUGGUGAAUUUGACAACGAUACACAUAUUGUAAUAGCAGGCUUGACCAACACAUACUCGCAAUACAUAGCGACUCCCGAAGAAUAUAAACAACAAAGAUACGAGGCUGCAUCAACACUAUAUGGUCCUCAUACUCUAUUGGCAUACAUCCAAGAAUUCAACAAAUUAGCAGAGUCAAUUGCAAAAGGGCAUAAGAUUGUUAACAAAGGGCCAUCUCCUCCGGAUCUCUCCUCCGUCCAAUUGAAGCUCCUACCAGAUCCUUUCGGCGAAUCACCGCCACCUGGCAUAGAGUUUGGUGACAUGAAAGACGAUGUUUCCAUACCAAAAAGUGGCUUCUUUAGUAAAGGAGACAAACCAAGUGCUGCCUUUUGGAGUCCAAACCCGAGAUACGACCUAUUGAGCGAAGGCACGUAUGCUGUAGUUGAGAUGCUUCAAGGAAAGAGGUGGGUCGCAGCCUAUGAUGAUGAUGAUUUUAGCUUGAUUUUCAAGUGGAAUGUAUAUAAUGAUAGUAGUUAUGGUUUGGCUACUCUUGAAUGGGAAGUGCCUGAUACAGUUAGUAAUGGGGUUUAUAGAUUUAGGCAUUUUGGUUCGUCUAAGAAAACUAUCGGUUCUGCUAUAGAGUACUUUACAGGCGCAUCUAGUGCAUUUACAGUAUCGUAA